Messenger RNA from Monoraphidium neglectum, 1758 nucleotides. RefSeq names its product Fanconi anemia, complementation group M. The transcript has 15 exons. Gene Ontology annotation, biological process: double-strand break repair via synthesis-dependent strand annealing; interstrand cross-link repair; replication fork reversal. The record is from RefSeq and is a predicted model, not a curated record. Lineage: Eukaryota; Viridiplantae; Chlorophyta; Chlorophyceae; Sphaeropleales; Selenastraceae. Gene Ontology annotation, molecular function: hydrolase activity; 3'-5' DNA helicase activity; four-way junction DNA binding. The coding region runs from base 1 to 1758 and encodes 585 amino acids.
AUGUGGCCGGGCAAGAGGAUGAUCUGGCCCAGGAGGUACUGGCUCUACCCCAAGAACCGGCCCAUCCGCCCCUACCAGUACAACAUGGCAGCCUGCGCCCUGCGCGCCAACACGCUCGUGGCGCUCCCCACUGGCCUGGGCAAGACGUUUGUGGCGGCGGUGGUGAUGCUCAACUUCUACAGGUGGUUCCCAGAGGGCAAGGUGCUGUUCGUGGCGCCUACCAAGCCGCUGGUCAAGCAGCAGUACGACAGCUGCCGCGAGAUCAUGGGCAUCCCGGAGGCUCACGUCAUGGCGCUGACCGGCAACAGCGGCGGCGUCGCUGAGCGCAUGCAGGCCUGGAAGGCGGGCCGCGUGUUCUUCUGCACCCCCCAGGUGGUGGCCAACGACCUCAAGACCGGCCGCUUCCCCGGGGACGAGGUGGUGGCGCUCGUGCUGGACGAGUGCCACAGGGCGCAGGGCGAAUACGACUAUGUGAGGAUCUUGAACCAGCUGCGCAGCCUCAAGGUGGCCUUCAGGGUGCUGGGCCUCAGCGCCACGCCGGGGCGCGACUACAACGCUGAGGUCAUCCGCACCCUGGGCGUCCGCCGCGUGCUGUACUUGGACGAGGGGGACCCUGAGCUGGCUCCCUACACCCACGAGAAGGACACUGUGCUGCAGGUCGUCAACCCGCUGCUUGAGACCGAGCGCGUGCGAGAGCUCGCAUCCCAGGCGGCGCGCGGGCCCCUGGCAGUCCUCGCCAACGCCAAGGCGUACAACAUCGACGCGAGCCGCGAGGGCGGCGCGACGACCGCCGGCCUGGCCGCCGGGUUCAAGGCCUUCCAGGGCGCCGCCCGCACCCGCGCCCUGCCGCACCCGGCGCAGGAGCGCGUCAAGGGCGCGUUUGAGCAGGCGCACCACCUGGCGCGCGUCAUGGACGCGCUGGACCAGGCGGGGCAUGCGGCGGCGCUCGAUGAGGUGGCGAAGGUCCAGGCGUCGGGCCGCAAGCCGCUGUUGGACCUGGGUAAGGAUGCAGCUUACCGUCAGAUGGUGGACAGGCUCAAGGCCACGUCAGGCGUGAAGCACCCCAAGAUGCCGGCACUGGCGGAGGUGCUGCUGCAGCAUUUUCAGGAGUUUGAGGCCGCGCAGGUCGCCGCAGAGGUCGCGGGAGGCGGCGCGGACGGCGCCCCCCUCGAUGACAUCACCCGCGCCAUCGUGUUUUGCAACAACCGCGAGCUGGUGGCUGUCAUCCAGGGGGAGCUUGCGCAGCACGAGCCCCUCAUACGUGCCAGUGUGUUUGUCGGCCAGGGUCAGGCGCGCGGCCGGGGCUCCAAGAAGACCGCCGACCCCACAGCAGCCCCCGGCGACGGCGGUGGCAGUGGCGGCGGCGGCGCGUUUUUGACGGCUGCGGCGGGCGGCGGCAGCGGCGGCGGCGGGGCGGGGAUGAACCAGAAGGAGCAGGAUGCCGUGCUGAAGGGCUUCAGGCGGGGCGAGAUCAACGUGCUGCUGGCCACCAGCAUCGGGGAGGAGGGCCUGGACAUCCCCGAGGUCGACCUCAUCGUGAACUUCGACACCACCAGCUCCCCCAUCCGCUCCACCCAGCGCGCCGGCCGAACCGGCCGCCACCGCAGUGGGCGCGUGGUGUACCUCCUCACGCGCGGCAGGGAGGAGGAACGGUACAGGGCGCAGCUGGAGGAGGGGGCCAAGGUCAAGGGAUGCCUGGCGCCUGCAGCAGGGCGUGGCAAUCGGCCCGACGCGGCGCGGCGCACGCGCGCCACCUGA